Bacillus rossius redtenbacheri is the source of this 2118-nucleotide messenger RNA. RefSeq names its product mucin-2-like. The transcript is spliced from 2 exons. Gene Ontology annotation, molecular function: chitin binding. Gene Ontology annotation, cellular component: extracellular region. The record is from RefSeq and is a predicted model, not a curated record. The coding region runs from base 80 to 1735 and encodes 551 amino acids. NCBI's taxonomy places the organism in Eukaryota, Metazoa, Arthropoda, Insecta, Phasmatodea, Bacillidae.
GCCUCGCUGCCGGAGUCGGCAGCCUUAAAGGGCAAACGCGUCAGGACAUCCAGAGAUAGCGAACUGCAAUUGCAGAACGAUGUCACUGCGGUGCGAAACUUGUCUAUUGGCCUACCUGAUCUUCAUACUGGCGAACCAUGCUGUUCAGUCAUACACGUGCUCUGCAAGUGGACGAUUUGCCGCUUCCAACUGUACGCAAUAUUAUUUGUGCGUCGAAACAUCGACUGGAUACUCUGCAUAUCUUUAUUCAUGCCCCGGAAGUUCUAAAUUCAACUCUGAAACUGGAGAGUGUACCUAUGCCUCAGUGGAUUGCGCCACUUCAACCACUACUACAACAACUGAGUCAACUUCUACGACAGAAGGUUAUACGUGUACCAGCUCUGGAAGACACGCUGUCCCGUCAAACUGUUCUUUGUACUAUCUGUGUGUUGAGACUACAAGUGGAUACUCUGCCUUUCUCUACACAUGUCCUGCUAACACGAAAUUCAACUCUGCUACCGGCCAGUGCACAGCCAAGAAUAUUACAUGUUCCGCAAGUACGACCACAACCUCUACAACAAUGGCCACUUCAACUGUCACUCAAUCAUUCCAGUGUAGUGCUUCAGGACGAUAUGCUGUGGACUCCAACUGUUCUCAAUACUAUCUCUGCGUAAAGAUGACGAGUGGAUAUUCAGCAUACUUGUAUACGUGUCCUUCAAACUCAUACUUUAGUACUGUUCUCGGAAUGUGUUCUUUUUCAAACAGUUCAUGUUACACAACAUCUACAUCUAGCUUGUCAACUAGUACCACAACUACCCCAACAUCCACAACUACCCCAACAUUUACAACUAUCCCAACAUUUACUACUACCCCAACAUCCACAACAAUCCCAACAACCUCUACUACCCCAACAACUACUACUACCCCAUCGACUAAAACUACCUCAUCAACUACAACUACCCUAACAACCACAACUACCCCAACUACCUCUACUACCUCAAUAACCACCACUAGCCCAACAACCACCAGUACCCCAUCAACCACAACCACUUCUACCCCAUCAACCACAACCACUACUACCCCAACAACCACAACCACUACUACCACAACCACUACUACCCCAACAUCCACCACUACCCCAACAUCCACUACUACCCCAACAUCCACUACUACCCCAACAUCCACUAGUACCCCAUCAACCACGACAACCCUAUCAACCACGACCACCCCAACAACCUCUACUACCGCAACAACCACUACUACCACAACAACCACUACUAUCCCAACAACCUUAUCUACUCUAUCAACCAAAAUUAUCCCAUCAACCACUACUCCAACGACCAUCACUACCCCAACAACUACUACUACCACAUCAAGCACUAUUUCUUCCUCAACUACUAUCACUCCAUCAACAAAUGUUUCAUCAACCACCACUCCAUCAACCACCUCUCUAUCAACCACCAAACCAUCAACCACAACUCCAUCAACCACCACCCAAUCAACCACCACCCCAUCAACCACGAUUUCAUCAACCACCAUUCCAUCAACUACUGUAACACUGUCAACCACCACUACCACUUCUAUUUCCACCACCACUGCAAAUUCUUGUAACGAAUUUGGAUUCAUUUGUGUAAAUAACUCUACUUUUGCUGAUUGUGUAGAUGGUGUCGCAUCUCAUGACGACGAAAGUUGUCCUGAUGGUUUAUACUGUAGUAUAAGCUGCGGCUACCAGUGUUGGACAUCUUUGUACUGCUAAUUAUAUUUUAAAAAAAAUAACUAAAAAUCUGUUAUUUCUAUAGGCUCCAAUUAUUAUACUAUAAAACAUGUCAAAUAUACUUGUUUAGUCUUCACUAGCUUUCAAAUUACAUUAUAUAAUAAUUGGUUGUUUUAUUUAUCCGAAAGAGAACAAUAUUGAAAACAUUAAGUGUGCCCAAGAAAUGUGAUUAGCAGAAUAAAAAAAAAAUUAUGUGAACAUUUUAAUGUACAAUCUCUAUAAAGUUGCUAUUGUUCUUUGUAGUCUGAAACGAUAAUGAAUUGCAUAUUUAGCAAUGUUAAAAAUAUUUUGUUUUGUUUACUUAUUUGUUAAAAUACGUAGUGUAAUAAAGCAUGAUAAAACCAGAAAUAAAAAUGAGAAUUUUA